Zophobas morio is the source of this 1424-nucleotide messenger RNA. Its product is annotated as lysosomal aspartic protease-like. Gene Ontology annotation, biological process: proteolysis; cell death. NCBI's taxonomy places the organism in Eukaryota, Metazoa, Arthropoda, Insecta, Coleoptera, Tenebrionidae. The transcript is spliced from 7 exons. Gene Ontology annotation, molecular function: aspartic-type endopeptidase activity. The record is from RefSeq and is a predicted model, not a curated record. Gene Ontology annotation, cellular component: lysosome. Bases 162 to 1316 code for a protein of 384 amino acids.
GGUAGCUGUCAAUUUUACCGGAGCCGGUCACAUUAAUUUUCUUACGAUAAAACUGUUGGUUCAUUGUUAUCUUUUUAUUAUCGCGGGACAAGUUAUAAAUACAAAUAGCUCUCAAAAGUCAGAGCUCAGAGUAAACGUUCGAUUGGUACCAAACAAUAACAAUGAUUCGGUGUAAUUUCAUAUUUUUAUGUCUUUGUUUUCUCGUUACGACUCAUGCUUUUGUCAGAGUACCUUUGUAUAAAGUCAAGUCGGCAAGACGCACUUUGCAAGAAGUAGGAACCCAUGUCCAACAAACCCGGAUGAGAUAUGGAGGACCAACUCCAGAACCACUCUCAAAUUAUCUAGAUGCCCAAUAUUACGGCCCUAUUUCCAUUGGGAGUCCCCCACAGAGUUUUAAGGUUGUCUUUGAUACGGGAUCAUCUAAUUUAUGGGUGCCUUCUAAGAAAUGUCAUUAUACAAACAUAGCGUGCUUGUUGCACAACAAAUAUGACUCGACUCAGUCCAAGACUUACAAGAAAAAUGGGACUGCCUUUGCAAUUCAAUAUGGCUCAGGAAGUUUGAGUGGAUUUUUGUCAACCGAUGUGGUUAAUGUCGGUGGUUUAAAUAUACAGCAACAAACCUUCGCCGAAGCCCUAAGUGAACCAGGUUUGGCCUUCGUUGCCGCAAAAUUCGAUGGAAUUUUGGGAAUGGCUUACAGCCGCAUUUCUGUGGACGGUGUCGUUCCUGUCUUUUACAACAUGAUGUCACAAAACCUCAUAGGUCAACCUAUAUUCUCUUUCUAUCUGAAUCGGGACCCCAGUGCUGCUCAAGGAGGUGAAAUCAUCUUGGGCGGUUCAGAUCCAGCCCAUUACAAAGGUGACUUCACCUACCUACCCGUCGAUAGACAAGCCUAUUGGCAAUUCAAGAUGGACAGUUUGACAGUGGGCAAAGGCACAUUCUGUGCCAAUGGCUGCGAGGCUAUCGCCGAUACCGGAACUAGCUUAAUCGCCGGACCAGUUAGCGAAGUUCAGGGUAUAAAUAAAGCUAUUGGGGCCACACCCAUCGUGGGCGGUGAAUACAUGGUCGACUGUAACCUCAUCCCCAAACUACCUUUGAUUGAUUUCAAUUUGGCAGGAAAGAACUUCACCUUGGAAGGAAAAGAUUACGUUUUGAGGGUGUCACAAAUGGGUAAAACUAUUUGCUUGUCUGGCUUUAUGGGAAUCGAUAUUCCUCCACCAAACGGGCCGUUGUGGAUCUUAGGCGAUGUUUUCAUUGGGAAGUUUUACACCGAAUUUGACUUGGGCAAUAACAGAGUCGGUUUUGCCGAAGCUGCUUAAGUGCUUCUAUUCGUUAUUCCAAAGAUUCCUAGUUUUUUAAAGUUUCUGUGUAAGCUGUAACGCUUGUAGAUAUGUCUCUCUAAAUAAAGUUUACUGCAGUUAGUUUAA